UCUCCUCCAAAUCCUGCAAAAGCCCCAAAUCUCCUUCAAGGUUUCAACUCUCCAGUCCCCUCCAAUUUUUGGCUUCAGCUUCGUCAAUUUAACUAAAGGCCUAUGCUCAGCUGAUCUAGAUGAAGAUGACAAUAAAUAGCUUGGUUUCUACUUCAGCAUCACACCCGGCUUUGUCAUGCGCUCCCGGAGUGUUCGUAGAACAUUAGUUGCUAAGACAUCGUGGAGUUCCUGGCAGUGUGAGAUCAGCAUGCAUGGAGGAAGAGAGACAAGCGCUUCUCAGCUUCAGACACGAUCUUGCAGAUCCUUCCGGUAGGCUUUCUUCUUGGAUUGGUUACGAGUGCUGUCAAUGGAAGGGAUUUCAUGCAACAACCUCACUGGUCAUGUUGUGAAAAUGGACCUCAGUAACGCAUACUAUUCCAUUUCCUAUGAGGAGUGGGAACUGUGGGAUGAGGUGGCUUACAGAAGGUCUCUCUUGAGGGGUAAGAUAAAUCCUUCAUUGCUUAGCCUGAAACAUUUAAAUUACCUAGAUCUAAGCUGGAACGAUUUUGAGCUUCCCCAAUUCAUCGGUCAACUUCGGAGUUUGAGGUAUCUCAAUCUCUCUGCAUUUUCAUCAUACGGGGGAGUGAUUCCAGAGUCUAUUGGGAAUUUGUCAUCCUGCUUGAAAACACUUGACCUUUCUAAUAAUUACUUUGAUGGGAUUCGCAUUCCUGAGUUCUUUGGUCAGCUUAAAAGUUUGCAAUUUCUUGACAUGUCCUAUUCUUCUUUUGAAAUUACCUCUAAUCUUGCUAACCUAUCAGACUUGAUCUAUCUGGACCUCGGUGGGAAUUUCUGGUCAAUAAAAACUUCCAAAAACUUGAAUUGGUUUUCUCAACUCUCUUUCUUAAAAUACCUCAAUCUCCAAUCGUUGGACCUUAGCAGAGCUGGAGAUAGUUGGCUACUUGCUGCUAACAUGCUUCCCUCACUGUUAGAGCUACAUUUGUCUUUCUGCCAGAUUGAACAUAUUCCAGUCUCAUUGCCAAAGAUAAACAUCACAUCCCUUUUGAUCCUUGAUAUGUCACAGAAUUGGAUCGUAUCGUCAAUUCCCAGCUGGUUGUUUAACCUUACCAGCCUCAGAAAACUUGAUCUAAGUGGGAAUUCUUUCGGUGGUUCCAUAGCUUGGGAAUUGGGAAGCCUCAAAAAUCUGGAAGAGCUUGAUUUAUCUAGUAAUGGCUUCGAAGGUCAAGUUCCGAGACUCAUUGGAAAUUCGAGUAAGCUAAAGAUCUUAAAUCUUGCGAAUAACAAGAUUGUUGGGGGGCUUCCAGAGCUGUUGGGUGGUUGUUUAGGAUGUACAAAUGAUAAACUAGAGUCAGUAGAUUUGUCUUUGAAUAGGCUAAACUGCAAAUUUCCUGCUUCACUGGGGAUGUUACAAAAUUUGCAGUAUCUUAAUCUUGAGUCCAACACUGUUGGGGGCACAAUUCCAGAGUCAAUAGGAAACUUGUCAUCCUUGAAAACUCUAAAUCUCAGGUAUAAUCAUAUGAAUGGGUCCGUUCCUGAAAGUCUGGGACAACUCUCUCAGCUACUUCAGUUAGAUCUGUCAGAGAAUUCCUGGGCAGGUAGUCUAUUGGAAUCCCAUUUCAUCAAUCUCACUAGGUUAGAGUCUUUUGCAGUCAGCACAAAUCAACCUAUGUCCAUCAUUUUCAAUGCGACUUGGGUUGCUCCUUUUAUGCUCAACACAAUUGACAUUAGGAAAUGUAGCGUAGAUCCGUCCUUUCUUGUAUGGCUUCAAUCUCAAACUGAAUUGUCCAUCGUUACCCUUUCAAGUACAAACAUCUUGGGUCCCAUAUCAGAGGAAUGGUUCUUCAAGUUUCCCCAAAUCGAGUAUUUGGAUUUAUCUUACAAUCAAAUCCCUGGAAAGCUUCCAUUGCUACUGAAAUGUCCAAAUCUAAAUCAUAUAGAUUUGAGUCAUAACCAAUUUGAAGGUCCAUUUCCAUUUUAUUCUUCUAAUGUCUCAAUUCUCAAUCUCGAAAGCAAUUUACUUUCGGGGCCAAUUCCCUCGAAUUUGGACCAGUUGAUGCCUAACUUGAGAGAACUGUAUCUCUCUGAGAAUAAAUUGAAUGGUACUAUUCCAGCAUCUAUGUGCAACAUGACAAACUUGGCAAUUCUUACAUUGAGGAGAAAUCAAUUGUCUGGAGAAUUCCCUCAAGCAUGGAGUCUGUGGAGCAAUAUACUGGUAGUAGAUGUAGGAUACAAUAAUCUCUCUGGUGAUAUUCCCAGCUCAAUGGGUGUUCCAAGCUCUCUUGCUAUAUUGAAGCUGAACAACAACAACUUUGGGGGUGAACUUCCUUCUUUGAUAUUUGAGAAUUGCACAAGAUUGAAGAGUGUCGAUCUUGGAAGCAACCGAUUCACUGGAAGCCUACCUUCAAAGAUAUCAUCAGAAUUGUUUAUCCUACGGCUACGAUCCAACUUUUUCAGUGGGCAUAUACCCCAUGAGUUGUGCCUUCUUUCCAUGCUUCAUGUCUUGGACCUUGGUGACAACAACUUUUCAGGGACUAUUCCCAAGUGUUUGAAGGAAAUGUAUUCCUUGGUUGAAAGCUUUUCCAACGUCAGUUACUAUGAUAGUUAUUUUGAGCAAAUCACGUUGAUGUCAAAAGGAACAGAACUGACAUACAACAAGACUAUUUUUUUCGUGAAUAUCAUUGAUCUUUCGUCAAACAAUUUAGAAGGUGAAAUCCCUGAAGAAGUAAGUAGUCUCGCUGGAUUGGGUACCUUGAACUUGUCAAGGAAUCAUUUAAGCGGACAGAUUCCCUCGAAGAUUGGAAACUUGCGAUGGUUGGAAACCCUUGAUCUCUCACAUAAUCACCUCUCGGGACCGAUUCCUCAAAGUUUUUCUACUUUAACCUCCUUGUCUCACUUGAAUUUGUCCUACAACAACUUGGCCGGAAGAAUUCCCUCGAGCACACAACUUACUACACUUGUUGAUUCAUCAAUAUACGAAGCCAAUCCAUUAUUGUGUGGGGUUCCUCUUGCAACCAAGUGCUCGGGAGAUAGCACACCUGCUGCUCUGGAUGGGAAAGACGACAAAGAUGAAGAUGACAAUGAAAAGCUUGUUUUCUAUGGUAGCAUUGUAUUUGGCUUUAUCAUAGGCUUUUGGGGUGUUUGUGGCGCAUUGCUUAUCAAGAAAUCAUGGAGGUAUGCUUACUUUCAAUUCUUUGAUAAAAUCAAAGAUCAGGUUGCAUUAAGGAUUGCAUUGACAGUGGCUCGUUGGCAUCGAAGGAGGUCUUUAUUGGUUUAAUUAUAUACCUUCUGUUAAUGUUUUAUUCAUAUCGUGUACAAAGCUGCUUCUGCAGUUUUCCUGAAUGACAAAGCUAUUUCACUCUCUGUUUCCUUUUC
Molecule: messenger RNA, 3369 nt
Organism: Rosa rugosa (rugosa rose)
Lineage: Eukaryota; Viridiplantae; Streptophyta; Magnoliopsida; Rosales; Rosaceae
Product: receptor-like protein EIX2
Exons: 2
Coding region: 347-3271 (974 amino acids)
Molecular function (GO): protein binding
Source: RefSeq, a predicted model, not a curated record